AUGAACGAAGACUUGCAAAACACAGCGAAUAAAUCAGGGAGCUGGGUGUCACAGCCGGCUGAGAACACCUCUGCAGCAGCUGCCUCUGUAGUGCCCUUGUCAGAGGCGGUGAAUCCCUGGGAUAUAGUCCUCUGCACCUCUGGGACUGUCAUCUCCUGUGAGAACGCUAUCGUGGUGGUCACUAUCUUCCACAGCCCCAGCCUCAGAGCCCCUAUGUUCGUGCUGAUCGGCAGCCUGGCCGUGGCUGACCUGCUGGCUGGCAUUGGGCUCAUCGUGAAUUUCACCUUCGCCUAUCUACUGCACUCAGAAGCCGCCAAACUAGUCACGGUGGGACUCAUCGUCGCCUCCUUCUCCGCCUCUAUCUGCAGUCUGAUGGCCAUCACCAUAGACCGCUACCUCUCCUUGUAUUACGCGUUGACUUACAACUCGGAAAGGACCGUCACAUUCACCUACAUCAUGCUGAUCGUGCUUUGGGGUGUAUCCAUCUGUUUGGGGGUUCUACCUGUGAUAGGCUGGAACUGCCUGAAGGACGAGUCCACGUGCAGUGUGAUCAAACCCCUCACCAAAAACAACGUGGCUGCGCUGUCUGUCUCCUUCCUGCUCAUGUUUGCACUCAUGCUCCAGCUCUACAUUCAGAUCUGCAAGAUCGUGAUGAGGCAUGCCCAUCAGAUAGCCUUGCAGCACCAUUUCCUGGCCACAUCUCACUAUGUGACAACCAGGAAAGGGGUCUCCACCUUAGCAAUAAUUCUAGGCACCUUCGCCGCUUGCUGGAUGCCUUUCACCGUUUACUGCUUGAUAGCGGACUACACCUACCCAUCCAUCUAUACCUAUGCCACCCUGCUGCCAGCCACCUACAACUCCAUCAUCAACCCAGUCAUCUACGCCUUUCGAAACCAGGAGAUUCAAAAGGCGCUUUGGCUCAUAUGCUGCGGUUGUAUCCCUCCCAACAUUUUAUUACGAGCGCGGUCACCUAGCGACGUAUAA
Messenger RNA from Callorhinchus milii (elephant shark), 984 nucleotides. RefSeq names its product G protein-coupled receptor 12 (gene gpr12). The coding region runs from base 1 to 984 and encodes 327 amino acids. NCBI's taxonomy places the organism in Eukaryota, Metazoa, Chordata, Chondrichthyes, Chimaeriformes, Callorhinchidae. The transcript has a single exon. Gene Ontology annotation, molecular function: G protein-coupled receptor activity. The record is from RefSeq and is a predicted model, not a curated record. Gene Ontology annotation, biological process: G protein-coupled receptor signaling pathway. Gene Ontology annotation, cellular component: membrane.